CGCAGCCGCUCCCCGCCACGCCAAUCCCUGACUCCCCGCCGACCCGCGCGCGCUCCCGGUCCUCCGCCGCGCCGCCCACCUCGUCGCACUCCCGCCGCCGUCACCCCGCCUCCAUCCGCAGCCCCGUUGCGCCUGGCCGUCGUGCUGACCUGCCGCUCCUGACUCCGGCGCCGGCGGACGACUGCCCGAUCUCGACCUGCAGCUGCUAACCCGCCACCUCUCCUGGCAGUGUCUUUCAUUCUUGCCGUGGUACCGUCCUACUGGACUUCACAAUCAAUGAAGCAACUGAGCAGCAACAUCCUGACUUUGGAAAUUAUAUCUAUAAUGACCAAACAUAUGAGGUUUUCUCGCAAUGGGGCUUUUUGGUGGUGGCCUCAAGUUUUUGGUGGGAGUGGGAUGUGGUGUCUAUGUAGCUCAGAACUACAACGUUCCAAAUGUCAAGAAGCUGUUCAACACGUAUGUUUUCCUGGCAAAGCACAUUGAGGAAACAUACCGUAAGCCGAAGAAAGACGACAAGGACGAGUGAUUAUUGCGCCCCUGGGCCAAAAGAAGUUUGUUCUGACAUGACAGCAAUGUGAUCUUCAAGUGCUUAGAAGUACGACGGUGCAUAGUGGGUACUACUAGCUGUGAAAUUUACCAUGGCAAGGUUUGUGGAUCUUUAUGAUGAAACCUUAGUACGUAUUUUUUAAGUAGGAGAGAGGGUAUGCAAACAUCCGAUCGAUAUAUCAUGGCACCAGUACAAGUUUCAUAAUAAAUGGAACCUCUUGUGUC
Messenger RNA from Triticum dicoccoides, 771 nucleotides. RefSeq lists its product as uncharacterized. The coding region runs from base 353 to 526 and encodes 57 amino acids. NCBI's taxonomy places the organism in Eukaryota, Viridiplantae, Streptophyta, Magnoliopsida, Poales, Poaceae. The transcript is spliced from 3 exons. The record is from RefSeq and is a predicted model, not a curated record.